Molecule: messenger RNA, 4986 nt
Organism: Micropterus dolomieu (smallmouth bass)
Lineage: Eukaryota; Metazoa; Chordata; Actinopteri; Centrarchiformes; Centrarchidae
Product: inactive rhomboid protein 2-like
Exons: 19
Coding region: 277-2787 (836 amino acids)
Biological process (GO): regulation of epidermal growth factor receptor signaling pathway; regulation of protein secretion
Cellular component (GO): endoplasmic reticulum membrane
Molecular function (GO): serine-type endopeptidase activity
Source: RefSeq, a predicted model, not a curated record
CAGAGAGCUUGGACCGGGCCCAGCUCGGCGUAACUCCGCCCCCUGCUCCUCUGUGGAGCUGCAGCGAAGGAUGUUGGAAGACAGAAAGAGGGAAGUAGUGACACACUGGUGGACAGUAACCUACAGUAUUUUAACAUUUCGGAUAUAUUCCCUCUUCUAAUGAAUUAUAAUCCAGUAAUUUCUUCUUGGAGGAUCUACAAGGGAAGAUGCACAUAAAACCUAGUAGAUGUUAAGAAGAAGAAGUGAUGAGGCAGUGAUCUGAAGCAAUCUGACAGGAUGGCGUCACAGGGGGCGGAGGAGCUUCCUCCAAACGGAGGUCAAGCAGAUAGCCGUCUAAAGAGCAAGAAGCCGCCAAGCCUUGUAAUAGCCAUCCCUCCACCUGAGGAGAUGAUGUCCCACAACUCUGAAAAACGGCCACUACGACCAUCUCUAAAAAAAAGUACAAGUGGUCAAGCCACUGGUUCGGUGUCGGAGAGCAUCAGUGGAGCCGGAGAUGGACGCUUCUCGGUCAGAGACAGAAGAGCAAAGUUUGGUAGACAAACGUCGCUCUCACAAAGCAUCCGCAGGAACACAGCCCAGUGGUUUGGAGUGGGGGAAGGCUGUGAGACCGACCAGCAGGUAUGGCACAGGAAGAGCCUGCGCCAUUGCAGCCAGCGCUAUGGCAAGCUGAAGCCCCAGUAUAGAGACCCUGAGAUGGCCACCAGCAUCGACCAGAGUCUGGACUCACCAGCCACAGACAAGAUGCCCAAGAUUGUGGAUCCCCUGGCACGAGGGCGAGCCUUCCGUUGCCCAGAUGAGAUGGAUGGUCGCUCCCCCAGGACACCCCAUGCCACUCAGAGGGGUCCUGUUACCCCGGGUAUCACCUCACUCAGCUCCUUCACCAGCCAGCGAUCCGGGUACAACCGCUUCCCCAAGCGUAAAAGGGAGUCUGUUGCCCGCAUGAGCAUCCGAGCUGCAUCCAACCUGCUGAGGGGUCGUAGCGGCUUGGCGGGCUCCCAGACAGGUCGCAGCUUCCCCAAAAGGAGCUUUGCCAGGCCCAGCUGGAUGGACGAGGACACUGUGGACUCGGCAGACACGCCCGAGUCCCUCUUCUUCAGCAAGGUUGAUGCCCAUGAUGAGAUGUACUCUAUGGCUGACGACGUAUUUGAAUCACCUCCCAUUUCUGCAUGUUGUGCUCCCAGUGAGCAGCCUGACCAGAAGUUCCCAAGCCUUAAGGACGUAUCUCGAACUCCCAGGACACCAACAGCAGCGUCCAAAAUGAGCCAUCCUCGUCGUGGUGGUCGCAUCGCCUCCCAAGUUAAGCACUUUGCAUUUGACAAACAAAAGCGUCAGUACGGCAUGGGUGUUGUGGGGAAGUGGCUGAACCGGCACUACCGACGCAGCCUCAGCAGCAACAUCCAGAAGCAGCUGGACGACUUCCACAGCCACAGGCCCUACUUUACCUACUGGAUCACAUUUGUCCAUAUAGUAAUCACUUUGCUGUCCUGUUGUACAUAUGGUUUUGCCCCUGUGGGGUUUGCACAACAUUCUACAUCUGAACUGGUGCUGAAGAACAAAGGUAUUUAUGAGAGUGUCAAGUAUAUCCAACAGGAGAACUUCUGGAUUGGUCCCAGUUCUGACGAUCUGAUCCACCUGGGGGCCAAGUUCUCACCUUGCAUCCGUCAGGACAGACAGAUAGUCACUCUCAUCCAGAAGGCAAAAGACCUAGAGAGAGAGUCUGGCUGCUGCGUUCAGAACGAUAACUCUGGAUGUGUGCAGACCCACAGCUCUCACUGCUCUGAGACGCUUGCCACCUUUAUUAAAUGGAACAAGGAGCCGGUGGACAUCAUCAGGUCUUCUGGUUCUGUCUGUCACCAGGAUCCCAGAGUGUGUGAAGAGCCUGCCUCUGCAGAGCCUCACACAUGGCCGGAUGACAUCACCCAGUGGCCGGUCUGUACGUAUCCCAAGAACUGGAACCACACAGGCUACAGACACAUGGACUGUAACAUCAAGGGACGGCCUUGCUGCAUAGGAACUAAGGGCAGAUGUGAGAUCACGACCAGAGAGUAUUGCUCUUUCAUGCACGGUUACUUCCAUGAGGAUGCCACACUCUGCUCACAGGUCCACUGUCUGGAUGAUGUGUGUGGCUUGCUGCCCUUCCUCAACCCUGACGUUCCUGAUCAGUUCUACCGUCUCUGGCUCUCUCUCUUCCUCCACGCCGGGCUGUUACACUGCGUGGUGUCGGUGGUGUUCCAGAUGACCAUACUAAGAGACCUGGAGAAGCUGGCAGGUUGGGUUCGGAUCUCCAUCAUUUAUGUCCUCAGUGGUAUCACUGGAAACCUCGCCUCUGCCCUGUUCCUGCCCUACAGAGCUGAGGUGGGUCCAGCAGGGUCUCAGUUUGGACUCCUUGCUUGCUUGUUUGUUGAGCUAUUUCAAGGUUGGCAGAUGCUGGAGAAGCCGUGGAAGGCCUUUCUCAAACUGGUGUGUAUCGUCCUCUUCCUCUUCCUGUGCGGCCUCCUGCCGUGGAUCGACAACAUCGCCCACAUCUUUGGUUUCCUCAGCGGCAUGCUGCUCUCCUUUGCCUUCUUGCCCUACGUCACCUUCGGGACUUUUGACAAGUACCGGAAACGUAUACUCAUUGCUGUCUCAAUGUUGGCCUACAUCGGGCUGUUCUCUUCCCUCAUCGUCUGGUUUUAUUUUUACCCGAUUAACUGGCACUGGCUGGAGCAUCUCACCUGUCUGCCCUUCACAAGCAAGUUCUGUGAAAAGUACGACAUAGACCACAACAUUAACGAUGUGGUACAAUAGUCUCUAGGCUACUUAUGACUACAUCCUCUGUGCUACUGAUCUGCUAUCUUCUAGCCAAUGACUAGGUCAGCUGUUUCCAGGUCAGGCCUUUUUAAAAAUGUGACAAUCUUUUUUUAUCAAAAAAAGAUUAAAGGACCUGAUCAAUGUCCUUUUGAAAGGAACUGGAUCAAUCUCUUCUCUUCAGCUUGCUGACUUGCUUACUUCUGUAAAACUUUACUCAACCUUUUUAAUCCUCAGUCAAGUCUGGCACUGCCUAUCUUGUUAAUUUGCUAAUCCUCAGAAUCAGAGGACAGGAAAAGAUACUCAGGACGGCAAAACUGCGUAGAGCUGGGUGAACCUAAUGGAAAAGAUCUACAGAGCGAGAGACUGUCUGGUUCCUUCAGUUCAUGAAAAGUCACAUCAAUCUAAAGAAGCCAAAUGAUAGAAGAAGACUCCUCUUGUCUACAAUCACUCUCAUCAUCUCCUUGAACUCUGGACAACUAACAGCUGAGAAAAGGAAGGCUGGUGCCACAGUGGGCUAUUAGGUACCUUGUGGCCCAGUGAACUCAGAUACAUCAGAUGCCUCCUGCUACUAAUUCUUGUUUUCAGUAACACUACAAAAGCUGUCAUUCACUUCUGCUGCGUCUCAGUGUCUGGUGAAAUACUUUCAGGAGUUAAAAACUGUUUUGUUUUUUUAUCUCCACUGUUUUGUAUGUACGUACUGGGCAUGUCAAUAUUCUUUGGAGGAGUGAAAUGUGUAUUAACUGUGCAGCUGGAUUAGUUAAUGUCAAAUAACAAGUGGUUGAUUUCUAUCUAAAACCACUAGUUGCCUUAAACAGACAAUGCCAUUUUACAACGAUGCCUCAUUUUACUUUUGAAAACUGCUUGUGAACAAUGAUGAACACAUUUCUGACCCGAACCUACCAAAGCAACUUCACAUGCUGCAUGUUGUUUUUCACAAUCACUUAGUUUUAUCACUGCCACAAACACAAGCUCUGCUUCAAUGUCUUAUAUUUGGGCAUGUUUGUCACAAUGGUGCCUAAACCAGUUUGUAAAUGAACAAUAUUUAUUCUAGGAGUAAUUAUCUAAACAGGUAUUUUUUGUUAGACCAAAGCAGGUUUUUAUUGUAUUUUUUGAAAGCAAACAGCCACAGAAUCACAACAUGUAAUUUGUGUUUAAUCUGAGCCUUAAUAUGUUUGUGAAAUGUACCAUAAAAGGCUUAGUUUUUACCAGGUAUACUUGUGAACACUCACCUUGAUAAAAACAAUACCAGGAAGAUGAUUUUAAAAAGUGGCAUUGCCGCAGACAUAGGAUUUUCUUCAAACUAUACAAAAUAUGGUCCCCUACGCGUACAUUGUCUGGACCCUAGCGGCUUAUUGUUGCUGUGGUCCUUGACCCACAGUAGAUUGUUGCUUUUCGGGUGGGUCCCUAACAAUGUGAUACGUGUAACAGUGUGAUUUCAAAAGUCCUAACACCUGAAGUGAAAUAUUUCCCUCACAGGUUCCCGGCUUUUGUCUUGGAUCUAGUUUGUUGUCGUUCAUGAUCCUGCAAUGUGUUGACCCCAACUGUUAAGUAAAGUCCCGGUAAUGACUCGUGUGUGGAGGAUUAUGUGAGUAACUAAGUGAGUUAUGAGAUUAUGUGAGUUUGUCUGUGGCGCUCUCUCACUGAUUGUCUAGUGUUGUUGAGAGUUGUGGGGGAAAAACAUGCAGAGUAGUUUGUAUGUUGGAUAAUUCAAAUAUUUUAAUCCGUUAUACCAUGACUGUAUUUAGAUUGUGAAGGUCAUCUGUGACAUAAGACGCCGCCCUCAUACAAGAAGCGGGCAAAGUGGAAACCUCUUUACUGUGCCUUUUUGAUGUGAGCAAGUGAGUGUUUGAUCUGAAUCACAAAUACCCACAUCUUCAAUGUGCUGUGUGCACUGGGACCAAAUACCUUCACCCUUUUCUGUUUAUAGGAAUAAAAAGUUUCCAAUGAAUUUCAGUUUUAUAUGUGAAAAUCUAUGUGUGUUAAAGCAGUCAUGUCAAAAUAAAUGCCAUUCUAGUGAUAAUGAGGUUUGUUAGUGUGUUUAAGUGAGAAGUUUAAUUUAAUGUUUGUCCCAGUUACCUACUGAACACUGUUUGUAUCUGGCAUCACAACUUGUUUUGUCUGUCAGUUUUCUUUGCUUUUGUCACAACGCCAGUGAGAAAUUUUGAAUUUAUACAUUAAAGGAAGAAUAACUGCAAA